GUAUUAUUCUGUCAUUUUGAUUAUAUUAUUGUUAUUAAUUAAGUCUACCUUUCUUCUCAAUUAAUCACAACUAAAGUGUUUUUCGUAAUAAGGUUUCGUCAAAUCAUUGAAUUUAAUUUAACUUAAAGUGUUGUUAAAUUGAAUCUCUGACAAUGGAGAACUCAGAUACCCCACUAACACCACCCGCACCAACUCAUGUAAGGAAAUCCGUAAGUGUGGACACUACCGUUAGUGUGGAUGACCCAAAUAACUCAGGUGGCGAUGCUGGUAAUCAAGAAGAAGAACAGAGCAUUGAAGACCUCAUAAUCGACGUAGACUGUGAGGAAGAAAAAAACAUUGAAGAUCUUAAAAUUGAGGUAGAUUGUGAGGAACUCGAUCUCAACCACAGAAGAAUCCAAAAGCUUGAGGAUUUGGAACCUCUCAGGUGUAUAGAACGUCUGUACCUUCGCUGGAAUCUGAUAAAAAAGAUUGAGAAUCUGUCCACAUUGACUACUCUGAAAGAAUUGGAACUUUACGACAAUCAAAUCACCUGCAUAGAGAAUCUUGACACCUUGGUAAAUCUGGAGAUUCUAGACUUGUCUUUCAAUAGGAUCAAAGAAAUAACUGGACUAGAACAAUUACAGAAGUUAGAAAAGCUUUAUCUCUGCUCAAAUAAAAUUUCCAAAAUAGAAAAUGUAAAUCACUUGAAAAACUUGAACCUGCUGGAGCUUGGAGAUAAUAAGAUAAGGGUUGUUGAAAAUCUAGAAGGUCUUGAUAACCUGGAAAAACUUUACCUAGGAAAGAACAAAAUCACAAAAAUUGAAAAUAUACAUACUCUAACAAAAUUAACGUGUGUUAGUUUUCAGGCCAAUAGGCUGACAGAGAUCAGCGGAUUGGACAAGCUCACUGAACUGGAAGAACUUUACCUAUCAGAGAAUGGAAUCACAAAGAUCGAGAACUUGGAGAACAACACCAAACUGACCACACUGGACUUGGCGCAGAACAAAAUCACGUCAGUUGAGAACAUCAGCCAUCUUGAGUUACUAGAGGAGUUCUGGCUCAACGACAACAACGUGACUGAUUGGAACUCUUUGGACGUCUUGGCUAACAACAAGAAGCUGGUGACCGUGUAUCUGGACCACAACCCCAUCAGUAAGGACACCAACUACAGGCGGAAGCUGAAACUGAUAAUCCCGUGGAUUACGCAGAUAGACGCAACCCUAGCUAGAUAAGUCCUCUUCAGAUACAUGCUGGUUCUUCUACAAUGCAGUGAAACCCAAGGGCUGCAGACUGCACUUAAAGACCAAGUCACUUACAACUCCAUUGUAUGCUGCAAACCAUCUGGUUCUACAAUUAGUUGCUAAAGACAUUGACAUUUUUGUUAAAGGUUUUUAAAGUUAUGUUAUUCGCGCAAGUUAAAACAGUAUUUAGACAAUGAGACAUUUUUCCAAAUGUUAAGUUGAGGUACCAUAUUUAUUUAUAAUAAACUUGAGAAUGAUAAGGUUAAGUGAAUUUGUAUAUCUUGUGAAUACUGUAUUAGAUUGUAUUUAUGGAUCAGCAAAUGUUAACUACUUAAUAUUAUUGUAUGUAAAACUUAACCUGUUGCAGUUGUAACUUGCACAAGUGUAUGAAUGUUAAUCAGUUAAAGAGUUAAAACUGUCGUUAGACUGGUCAAACUGGACGGAUAUUUCUUAAUUUUUUAACAGGUUAAAAUAAGUUUAGCCUACGGCUUUUUUAUUCUUACAUUUGCUUGUCCACAUAGGCCUGUGCCUGGAAUUAUAACAAGCGAAGCAAGGAACGAGCUCGUCUCGGUAGAACCAGUGCAAGCUUUGGUCAGGGCUAGAUCCCAAAAAUCAAUGCAUUUUAUCUACGUGACAAUGCCAUGACCCUCUAGGUAUAGCUUGAAGUAAUGUGCAGGGUGUCUAGUAGUCGGGAAAAUCGGGAAAGUCGGGAAUUAGUCUUGAAUUUCAAAAUGGUCUUGAAAGUCGGGAUUUAGCCUUAAAUUUGAUUUCAAAGUCGGGAAUUUUCGUGAUUUUGCCGCGAUCGUCGUCUUGCGUUUACGUGACUGAAAAAGCCAAUGAUGAUGUCUACACGGCCUCGGGAAAUGUUCACGAUUUUGCCGCAAUAGUUGACGACGACGAUGACGUUUCCGUGACCGCGGGAGAUGACGUUUCCGUGACCGCGGGAGACGACGAUGACGUUUCCGUGACCGCUGGAGACGACGAUGAUUUCUGCUCGGCCGCGGGAAAUGUUCAUGAUUUUGUCACGAUCGCGGACGACGACGAUGACGUUUCCGUGACCGCGGGAGACGACGAUAAUGUCUACACGGCCGCGGGAAAUGUUCAUGAUUUUUCCGCGAUCGCGGACGACAACGAUGACGUUUCCGUGACCGCGGGAGACAACGAUGAUAUCUGCUCGGCCGCGGGAAAUGUUCAUGAUUUUGCCGUGAUCGCGGACGAUGACGAUAACAUUUCCGUGACCGCUGGAGAUGACGGUGAUGUCUAAACAGCCGCGGAAAAUGUUCAUGAUUUUGUCACGAUCGCGGACGAUGACGAUGACGUUUCCGUGACCGCGGGAGACGACGAUGAUGUCUACACGGCCGCGGGAAAUGUUCAUGAUUUUGCCGCGAUCGUGGACGACGACGAUGACGUUUCCGUGACCGCGGGAGAUGACGAUGAUGUUUCCGUGACCGCGGGAGACGACGAUGAUUUCUGCUCGGCCGCGGGAAAUGUUCAUGAUUUUGUCACGAUCGCGGACGACGACGAUGACGUUUCCGUGACCGCGGGAGACGACGAUAAUGUCUACACGGCCGCGGGAAAUGUUCAUGAUUUUGCCGCGAUCGCGGACGACAACGAUGACGUUUCCGUGACCGCGGGAGACAACGAUGAUAUCUGCUCGGCCGCGGGAAAUGUUCAUGAUUUUGCCGUGAUCGCGGACGAUGACGAUAACAUUUCCGUGACCGCUGGAGAUGACGGUGAUGUCUAAACAGCCGCGGAAAAUGUUCAUGAUUUUGUCACGAUCGCGGACGAUGACGAUGACGUUUCCGUGACCGCGGGAGAUAACGAUGACGUUUCCGUGACCGCGGGAGACGACGAUGAUGUCUACACGGCCGCGGGAAAUGUUCAUGAUUUUGCCGCGAUCGUGGACGACGACGAUGACGUUUCCGUGACCGCGGGAGAUGACGAUGAUGUUUCCGUGACCGCGGGAGACGACGAUGAUAUCUGCUCGGCUGCGGGAAAUGUUCAUGAGUUUGUCGCGAUCGCGGACGACGACGAUGACGUUUCCGUGACCGCGGGAGAUGACGUUUCCGUGACCGCGGGAGACGACGAUGACGUUUCCGUGACCGUGGGAGACGACGAUGAUGUCUACACGGCCGCGGGAAAUGUUCAUGAUUUUGCCGCGACCGCGGACGAUGACGAUGACGUUUCUGAGACAGCGGGAGACGACGAUGAUGUCAUUGAUGUCUACAAGGCCGUGGGAAAUGUUCAUGAUUUUGCCCUAAUCGCGGACGACGACGAUCACGUUGCUGUAACCGCUGCAGUCAAUGAUGAUGUCUAAACGUACGGUACAUGGAAGAUUUCAUGAAAAAAAAACAAAUUUGCUAGUUAGAAUUUUUUAUUGCUGCAUUAUUUCUUUACUUGAAAACACCACAUUAUCAUAAUACUACUUUAUGGCAAAGACAGGGGUUGGUGUAGUAUUAUUCAGAAAAUUUGGUUAAGCUAUAAAAAUUGGUAUCAGUAUCAAGAAUCGAGAAUCGAUACAUUUUGGUAUCAACACGCACUAAUUGUUGAAAAAACUAGUCUUGAAAAAUCUGGAAUUAGUCUUGAAAAGUCUGGAAUUAGUCUUGAAUUUUAUAAUGGAAAUAAACUAGACACCCUGAAUGUGUAAAACAGUUCUGGGCUAGAGCUAGCAUCCUAAAAAGUAAAGUUGGAGGGGGGGGGAUGAGCUGGUACAGUAUAAGAUUGGAAUGACGCCUCUGGGACGCGGACCCACAAGAUUGCUGUCUCCACCACUGAGCCGCUAACCGCCAUAUUUAUUCAAUUGAAUUACAUAUAGUGGCAUGUCUGAUUUUUAAAACUAAAUAUGUACCACUAAAACCUGAUUAUUUUAUUAUACUGCAAGUUUAAUUUCAUUUUACAAAAUUGUAGAUACAAUCUGACAAUCAAAUCUCUAAUUUUAGUAUAAUGCACCAAAAUAUGUUAAAACCAUGUUUUUUUUAUUGAUUCUUGAAAUUAAGGAAAAUUUUGACAAGUCAAGAUAUUAUAUGAUUUGUUUUCAAAUUGUAUGAAGUUUAAUCACAUGAUUAUAGACUGUGCAUUUGUGAUUCUCUAUUUAUUUCAAUACCUUAAAAUCUUUUCUGCCAUAUUGCAGCAAAAACAGCCAUAUUUAAUAGAUGCCUUCCAGGUCUAUAGUAGUACUUUUACCCCCUAGGGAUCAAAAAACCUUAUUAGUCCCUAGGGCUUGAUAAUAGCAAUCAUAAUUAUUUAUCGAUUUAUUUAAUCAGUUGCAGUUUAUUGUUGCAUUCUUGACAAUAUAUUGAUACAGUAGAGAGUCGAAAAUCUGAACGUCAAAAAUCUGAACCGCUCCUGAGCAUUUAAAAAAAUUGAAUUACACAUUAGCAUAGAACUAGUACAUUGCUAGAAUUAGUAGCAUAGAGACAACAGAUGUUUUACAAUUUCGCGAGCCAAACAGUCGGCACCUGGCAGGGAAAUGAGUGAACAUGCCGAGCCAGUCUGUUUUGUUCGUUUCCAAUGUAUAAGCUCUACAGUUAUAUAACAAAAAUACCUAAGUACAAAAAUCAUUAUUUUUAUUUCAUUGACUGUAU
Macrosteles quadrilineatus (aster leafhopper) is the source of this 4804-nucleotide messenger RNA. RefSeq names its product protein phosphatase 1 regulatory subunit 7-like. The coding region runs from base 153 to 1211 and encodes 352 amino acids. Lineage: Eukaryota; Metazoa; Arthropoda; Insecta; Hemiptera; Cicadellidae. The transcript has 10 exons. The record is from RefSeq and is a predicted model, not a curated record. Gene Ontology annotation, molecular function: protein binding.